AGCGCGAAAGGAUAAUAGUUUUUCUUGUCAGGAGCAAAUGACAUUGGACAAUGAACUGCGACAAAAAAAUAUAAUGUAUAAAUUGUGUUGGACAUGAACUUGAAGCCGAAAUGAAUAAUCGAUUUUUGACAUUUAAAAAUUCCGUUAUAUAUGUAUCGACAUUUAAAAAUAUCGAUAAUUUAUAAGCCUAAUGUCAUGUCAAGCAAGUCAACAACUUAAAAAUUAACAACGACGGAGCCAUAGAUACAAAAGUUGAAGUUGAACUUGAACGAAUUCGAAUAGCGCCGUCGAAUAAAAGAAGAAUACUUAUUAUUGAAAUAAAUAAUGUCAACACAGAAAAUGGUUACGCUAUCAACAAUAACUAUAGGUGAUAUUUUAUCUGGGUCAAUUUGUUCUGGGUCGAAGAAAGUAGAUCCAGAUGCUAUUUUGCCAUUUAUAAUUGUGCCUAUAAUACUGGUAACAGGUACAAUAUCCUUGAACACCACAGUGAUUCUCAUGGGUAUGACUGGGAUGGGUGUCUUGUAUGUGAUAUCACGACCAAGGAAAAAGAAUAGGUCUCCAUUUUUCUUCUCAUGGACAUUGUCAUCAAUGCUGUACAUGUACCUGGUGUACCAGUUAGUAGUGGUGAAAUUCUUUCAAAUCACUAUCAUUGAAAACUUCGUUUUUGUGACUCUAGUUGCUUGCACCUGUUAUUUAUUUUACAAAAUGAAAGCAAUUGCUGAUCAUGAACUCACUGGUUCCUCUAAAGGAAAAGAAUACAGCCCAGUUCUAACAGCAGAUUCACAGUACUGCCAAAUAUGCCAGAUAGAAGUAAAUGAAAGGCUAUUCCAUUCUAUAUGGUGGGACUGCUGUGUAUUUCGGCCUAACUACAAAUAUUUUCUAUUUGCUCAAAUAUGUGCCUUUGCAACCAUCGUAGUUGGAACCAACUAUGGUCUCACAACCGCAUGUCACCCUUUCAUGUCGUUUGGCAGUAUUGUGUUACCUGAGAACUGUGAUCAUGUGUAUGCACAAUUCAGGACGGCGUUAAUAUUUGUAACCUGUAUUUAUGGAUUAGGAUAUCUAUUGGUUGUUAUUCUUGUGUUACUGCACCAAUUGUAUAAUGUCAUUCCGAAGUGUGAAAACCCAUUACAAAAAUUUGUAGACGCAUUUGAUGUAUGAAAAAUAAAUUCUGGAGGACUAAAACGAAAUAUCUGCAAAUGGGUCUAUUUUCACUUUGAUAACUAACCAGAGUACUGAAACUAAGUGAUAAUUGAGAGCUCUCUUGAAUAGACACUGGUAGUCAUUGUGGAUGAAUAUACACAUUGACCUAGGUCAAUGAAUAUACAUAUAAAAUUCAUUUCAUGAUAUCGCGAAAGAGGCUUUGCUUUAUGUUAACACACCUACUGUUAUUUUAAUGUAUAUAAAUAUGAAGAAAAGGAAACGAAAAGACUCAGGUAAAACAUUGUGAGAAAUAAGAGUUAAU
Messenger RNA from Hyposmocoma kahamanoa, 1462 nucleotides. It is a transcript of the gene GABPI, whose product is annotated as palmitoyltransferase ZDHHC23. Bases 325 to 1158 code for a protein of 277 amino acids. The record is from RefSeq and is a predicted model, not a curated record. NCBI's taxonomy places the organism in Eukaryota, Metazoa, Arthropoda, Insecta, Lepidoptera, Cosmopterigidae. The transcript is spliced from 6 exons. Gene Ontology annotation, molecular function: palmitoyltransferase activity.